AUGGAGGAAGCUCCGAUUGUGAUUGCAAGGCUCCUGGAUUUGCGUCCUAUCAGGAGAAGCUGUGGGAGCCAGCUGCUCCAAAGAGUGUGGGAAGCUGACUUGGAGGCCUGUCAGCUGUUGAUCCGAGGGUUUCAGCUGAAAGAAACCAGUUGCUGUGUUUUUGAGGAAGAGGAGAACCAAAUGGAUGAGAUGGAGAUGACUGCUGAUGGCUCAUCUGAUUCUGAAAAAAGAAAAGAAGGUCACUUUCCAAAGGGCACAGAGUGGGGCACUGUUUCCUGCCCCAAACACAGCGAGCUAAAAGAGGUUAUGGAAGACAUUUCAUUUGGAGCAGAUGGUCAUUUAUCUGAGGAGUUCGUCAUGUUUUCUGCAGAGUUGGGAGAAAAAUGUGAAGCAAUAAGUGAGAAAUUGGUGCAUCUGGAAGAUCAGCUGCAGACUUCCGCCUGCAGAGUUGAAGAAGGAGUUAUUCAGUCUCUGCAGAGGGAGAUCCAGGUGGUGAAGGAGACGCUCCAGACCGUGCUGGUGCAACUUCAGCCAGGCAGGGAGGCAGGAGGAGAAAAGGCUGGAGACAUCCUCUGUGACAGCUGGUGUCCAGGACAACAAGACUCAAAGGAAUAACGAGCAGAAAGAGCUGGUAGGAUGACAUUAAUUCACAAAGGGCUGCUUUUAGUAACUGAAUACUGUCUUACCAAGCCUCAGGGAUCUCUCCUCUCCCUGCAUAACUAAUAACUAAAUCAAUUAUGGAGAAACAGAGCCUGGAGGUCUAUCAUCAGAAGUAUUCUGCACAGCCUCGCCUGUUCUGGCACAGAUUGGGAAACAGCUUUCAGAGCAGAGCAGGCCCUGUAAAUGUGUAGAUUACAAAUUGAUACAUUUCAAGUGGGGCUGCAAAGUUGCCUUUAAUGUCAGUGAAAUGUUCUCCUUGAAGACUCGCAAACAGUAUCUGUCUUCCUUACUCAUGUAUGGUCGGGUUUUUUUUCCCCUGAUUUAAAAAAAUGUAGCCUUAAAGCUGGACCAUCUAGUAUUUCUUGAAAAAUAGCUGUAAGAAUAACAACUUUUUUUUUUCCCCCCUUUGGCUUUAACAGCUUUCUUACACUGAAUGUAUUUUCACAUUCCUGCCAAUAAUUAAAUCAAUAGGAUGAAAUUCCAGCUAAGUUCUUUCAACUGAGAUUUGGACCUCAUUUACUCAGUGGUGCGGAGUACAGUGGAGGUAACUAACAGCAGCCCCUAUAGCAGUAGUCUAACUCUUUUCAUUUAGGUAUUAAUAGAAACUUGCUUUAGUAUUACAGGGGUUGUAAAGCA
Phaethon lepturus (White-tailed tropicbird) is the source of this 1296-nucleotide messenger RNA. RefSeq names its product disrupted in schizophrenia 1 protein-like. The coding region runs from base 1 to 615 and encodes 204 amino acids. NCBI's taxonomy places the organism in Eukaryota, Metazoa, Chordata, Aves, Phaethontiformes, Phaethontidae. Gene Ontology annotation, cellular component: intermediate filament cytoskeleton; mitochondrion; centrosome. The record is from RefSeq and is a predicted model, not a curated record. Gene Ontology annotation, biological process: neuron migration; cilium assembly. The transcript is spliced from 5 exons.